Molecule: messenger RNA, 537 nt
Organism: Penicillium arizonense
Lineage: Eukaryota; Fungi; Ascomycota; Eurotiomycetes; Eurotiales; Aspergillaceae
Gene: psf3
Product: DNA replication protein PSF3
Exons: 6
Coding region: 1-537 (178 amino acids)
Biological process (GO): mitotic DNA replication initiation
Cellular component (GO): GINS complex
Source: RefSeq, a predicted model, not a curated record
AUGUCCUACUAUGAUAUUGACUCAAUCUUGACCGACGCACAAAAACUGCCCUGUACAUUCGAGCUCGAGGUACCAGGGCUGGGAAUCCUCGAGGGCAACCCAGGCGAAGAUAUCAAAGCCGGAACCCGGAUUGAUCUACCAUUAUGGCUUGGUGAAAUGCUCUCGAUCGGAGCACGGCUGGGCACAUCCCGUCUAGUCACGCUCGACAUGCCCGAAGCGCUCUCAGAGCGGGUGAUGAAUGCACUAAAGGCAGACCCCCGCACGAUCGACCUGCGCGCAUUAGCACCGCAUUUCUACAAUCUCAGCGAACGCAUUCUCGAACUCUUCGAAGAAGAAGAGAUGGUCGAGGUUCUCGGCGAUACAUUCAAGAAACGGGCGGCAGAGAUUGCAGACCACGCGCACAAUUCACGUGGUGCGGUUGGUGAUGGAGUUGAUUUCCUUCGUGGUUUGGAUGAGACUGAGCGACAAUUGUUCCGGGCUGCUCAUGAUCGAGCUAAGGAUAUGCGGAUUUGGUCUGGAGAGGCGAAGCGGAAAUGA